AUGUCAAAAGACGAAGCAGUAACUGCGACUUUAAAAUAGCGCUUAUCUGCAAUUCAGGACAAGGACAUCUACUUUGAAGACAGGGACUCAUUUAGUGAAGAUGGGAAAUACGGAGAAUAUGUCCAAAAACAGAAUAAAGAAAUUAUGAAAAAGGUUUAGGAACUUUUGAAUGAUGGAUAGUCCACAGUGAAUUAGCAGGAGGAAUAAAGUUUUGCUGUUAUGAAUGAGAAUCAGAAACAAGAAAUUUUAGAAGACUUAGAAGAAGAAUUUGGUUAGUCAUAUGUAGAAGCGAAGGUGAAAGUGAACACUUACAUAAAGCUGAUUCCUAAAAAUGAAUUACAAUUGGCAUACAUUUAUAGUGACAAAUAUCCAAUGUUGGCCAUUCGAAAGUAGAUUUUAAUAUUUACAAAACUGAUAUCAUCUUACGCCUAAUUAAUUACUACUCACCCCCUGUUUGAGUUAAUGACAUUGUUAAUGAUCAUUUUCAACUCAGCCAUGCUUGCUCUGGAUGAUCCAACCACUGACGUUUAAACAUCUUUCUAAGAUUUAACAGAUAUCAUUUUUUUAGCCUAUUACACAGCUGAGGCAGUCUUGAAAAUAGUAGCAUUGGGAUUUAUAUUUCCUAAAAAAGCCUAUUUGAAAGACACAUGGAAUAUUUUAGAUUUUUCAGUGAUUGUAACUGCCUACAUUCCUUAUUUUUUGGCAUCCAAUUCAGUAAAUCUGAAUGCUUUGAGAUCCUUUAGAGUGUUGAGACCCCUAAGAACCGUGUCUUCAAUAAAGGCGCUCAGAACUAUUUUGUUAGCAUUAUUUGCAUCUAUAGCUCAAUUGAGAGAUGCAGUAGUGGUUCUGAUAUUCUUUUAUUCAAUAUUUGCAAUAGCAGGAGUCUCUUUAUUUUCUGGAUAUUUGAAAAGAAGAUGCAUAGGUGAAAUGAGUGGAAUCACAUGGAUUUCUGAUGAAAUAUUAUUCUGUGCUGAUGAUAAUAAUUGCCCAUUUCCAGAAGACACCAUAUAUAAUGAAAAUUUUAUUUGUGGGAAACAAAUAGCGAAUCCAUAGAACGAUUUGGUCAAUUUCGAUACAUUUGGUUAUUCAUUCUUAUAGGUUUUCAUAAUAACUACAUUGGAAGGAUGGACAUAGAUUUAAACAGCAGUUAUGCUCACGUUUUCUCAAUACGUUGUUUUAUAUUUUAUUAUUGUUGUUAUUGUUGGAGCCUUCUUUUUGGUCAAUCUUACAUUGGCCAUUAUCAAAUUAAAUUUCAAGCCUGAAAAAAUUCAGGAAGAAUUGGCUUAAAUUAAGGAGGAGAUUGAAGAAUACGAUUAUAGACAACUUAGACAAUUAAAAUUAUAUGAACCAGAAAGGUAUAUAGUAGAUACUAAGGGUUAUGGUACCACCUGGGAUAAGCAUCAUGAUUUCGAUCAAAAUGCAAUUAUGAAGCGAAGAGAUAAUUCUAGAGGAGGAGCUUCUUAGUUAAAUAUGAUUAAAUAGAAUAACUUGAAGAGGUUGAGAGGAAAAAAUAAGGUAAGUUUUCAACCAAUUAAAUCUGCAGUGUAUUAUAGUAAUCCAAUUGUAUUGAAAAAUAAAUAAUUAAAAAUUGAAGGAAUUUAUGGGAUGGGUAAUCAGAGUAAAUUAAAUCAAUAACAUUAAGGAACUACCUAAAAUAAUAAUAAUAAUAGAUCUAGUGUAGUAAGAAGAAGCAGUCAAAGUAGUAACAAUGAUGAUAGAACAUCUUCUAAAAAAGAAGAAAAAAACAAUAGCAAUAGUAAUAACAACAACAAUGAGAAUGAAAGUCUAAGUAGACCCACAAGAUUUGCCCCAAGAAAAAGUAUGCAAUUUGGUGAACAACAAAUAAGUUCAGAAUUUCUGAAUUCUCCUAUGAUGGAUUAAUUGACUGAGAAUAUUCGACCAUUAAAUGGAGGCACCAUGCUUGUUCAUCACAGAGGCUCUAUGGAAAGUAGUAAGAGUGGUGAAUCAAGACCAGACAAAACUCCAAUAAAUAAUCAACUUGAAAUACCUAGAUUGGGAGAGAUUAGACAACAGUCUUAGAAUGUGAAAUCUAAUUAGAAGUUUAGCUUAGUUGCUGGUAUGAAAUAUUAGAAGCCUCCAAGAAAUUCCCCUAAACCUGAUUCAUAGAAGUCUUUGGAUUAGAAUGAAUUUGACAGUGUAAAUUUGAGUGAGUUGAAUACAAUAUCAGAUGAUGAUCUUGAUAGAAGAUUAGAAGAAAUGGACAUAUUCGUUUAGGAUAAGAAUGGAGAUUCAGAGAGUGAAACCAAAAAGAAGUAAAAUUAGAAGGAAAUGAUUAGAUAAAAAAGAAUGGAAAAUAGGAGAUUAAGAGAUUUAAAUAAGAAUACUUAAUAACAUUUAGAUGAUACAUCACUGAAAUUGAAAUCCAAACUUUUUAAAACAAAGUUUUAUCCCAUCAUAGCAAUUGAUUAAGAUUUUUUUAGUGUAAAUGAUGUUCUUGUUUCCAGGAUGCUAUUACAAUUAGAAAAGGAAAAACUGGAGCAAGAAGAGAAAAUUAAGGAAAUGGAUAUUAAAAUUACAUAUUGCUUUAAAAAUUCUAAAUAAUCUUUGGAAUUGAAAAAAUCAAGUUCUGGCAAAAUUAAAAGUAUGACUAAAUCAGGCUAUUUAAAAUCUGGAUUGAAAUCUAAGAAAAACAACUUAAGUUUAAGAAGAGUGUAACCAAUUAUGGAUGAACUACAUCCAUUUGAAGAUCUACAGUUUCCGACAGACAAGAACUUUGAGAAUUAAGAGGAUUAAAAUCAGGAAAAUGUAAAUGAAAACUCUGAUUCUGAUGAUGAACCUGAAGAGAAUAAUGAAAAAAAUAAUAAUUUUAAUGGGAGUGCAAGUUAAAAAAUUAAAGUAAAAAAGAAAAAAAAAGAUUAAGAGUAAAAUGAUAAAUUAGAUUUUGAAUAAAUGGGUGAAAAGUUUAUCGAAAGUUCUGAUUGCAUAGUUGAUUUAAAUAGAAUUCAUGCUGUUGAAAUUGAAAAACAAUUCAAUUAACAGGAAUUGGCACUUAUUCCAGCAUGGGAACUUGAAUAGCAAAAAGGCGUUUUCUAUUAAGAAUAUUAAGAUAUUAAAUAAAAAGAUAUUGAAGAAAGCAAAGGAUCAAUUACUGCAUAGGCAUCUAUUGAAGAUGUAUUAUUAAUUGCUGAUUACACGUUUUAUGAUUAAAAAUUUGCAAAAUAAAUGAACUCAGUGAUGAAAGCUCUAAAUUAUUCAAGAAGAGAAACCUUUAUUUACCUAUAAGGAUUUAUUGGAUUUUUAAGAGUGUGUUAAAACCAUUUGUUAUAUUUUGUUUAAUCUAGCUAUUUUGAAGCUGCAAUGAAUUUAGCAGUUGCAUUAAACACUGUAAUUUUAGCUUUAGAUGGUCUACUGCCAGAUAGCAGUGCAAAUACUUUGAAUUAAUUCAAUUUAGGAUUCACUAUCUUAUUUACUAUUGAAUUAGGAUUAAAAUUAAUAGGAAUGGGACCAAAAAAUUAUAUUUCUGAUACUAUGAAUAUUUUUGAUGCCAUAAUAGUAGCAUUGAGUUUAGUAGAACUAUUUUUUCUAGGAGGAGGAACAAGUGGGAAAUCAUCAUUGUCAGCCUUUAGAUCUGUAAGAAUAUUCAGAGCAUUCAGAGUGUUGAGAGUGACUAAAUUGAUGAGAAGUUUACAAUUUAUGGGUUUCUUAAUAAAAGUAUUGGGAAAUGCAUUUCAAUCUUUUAUGUACAUAAUGGUUUUGCUUGUGCUUUUUAUUUUCAUUUUCACAUUGCUAGGAAUGGCAUUUUUUGGUGGACAGCUGUCUAAAACUCCAAGUAGAUAGAGUUAUGAUGAUAUUCAAAGUGCCUUUUUAGUAGUAUUUUAAGUGCUCACAUUGGAGAAUUGGAACAGUAUAUUAUGGGACUUGUUGAUUUAAGAUGUUUCUGCAUUUAUUACAGUUCCUUAUUUAGUAUUUUGGAUUAUGAUAGGAAAUUAUGUCUUUUUGAAUCUGUUUCUGGCUAUUUUACUAGAAAAUUUUGAGGAGGAAUACAAGAAUGAUAAAGCAGGUCUCGACACUAAUAUUGAGAUUGGAUAGGAUUCUAUCAUGGACAAUACAACCUAAGCUGUUAAUUCGACUAGCACUUUGAAAUCUUAAAUGAAAACAAAAAAGGCGACUGUUGCUAAAAAUUUAGAAAAUAAUGAAGAUCCUGAAUCGAAGAAGCAUAAGUAAUUAUAAUAAGUAUUCCAAUAUUUUGUUGAACCAGGAAUCUGUUAAUUCUCAUUAUAUAUGUUCUCUUAGGAAAAUAUAAUUCGAAGAAUAUGCUAUAGAAUAGUAAAGGAUGAUAAAUUUGAAACUCUUAUUUUCUUUAUGAUAUUUCUCACAUCGACCAAAUUAGUUUUUGAUACAUACAUUCCUGACACUGGAUAAUUAAAAGAAACAUCAUUGUAGAUUGAUAUCUUUUUUGCUGUGUUUUUUGGAGUUGAAAUGAUUAUGAAAAUAAUUGCUUUUGGAUUUGUGCAGCAAGAGAGUUCUUAUUUAAGAGAAUCAUGGAACAUAUUAGAUUUCUUCAUUGUGAUAGCAUCAUUUAUUGAUGUAAGUGUUUCAACAAUCAAUCUGAGUUUUGUGAAGAUCUUGAGAUUGCUUAGAACACUAAGACCAUUAAGGUUCAUCACUCAUAAUAGAUCAAUGAAAAUUUUGGUGUCAGCAUUAUUAUAAUCAAUUAAUGGUAUAUUCAAUGUGGCCAUAGUUGUGAUAUUGGUUUGGAUGAUGUUUGCAAUUCUUGGUAUAAAUUUAGAGAAAAACAAAAUGCAUUAUUGUGAUACAGGAGAUGAUGAAAUAUGGUAUCAUUAUGGACCAGAGGAGUGCGCAUAACAUGGUGGUGUUUGGGCAAAUCGAAAAGUUAACUUUGAUAACAUAUUGAAUGGGAUGUUGUCUUUAUUCAUAUUAUCAACAUUGGAAGGAUGGCCAGAUCAAAUGUAUUGGUUUAUUGAUGCAGAUGAAUCAGGACCAAUCAAGGGUGCUCAAUUAUAGUUUUCUUGGUAUUUCAUUGUAUUUAUUUUGGUUGGUUCCAUAUUACUGAUGAAUCUGUUUAUUGGUGUUAUAUUGGUCAAUUACCAUUUAGCAGAAGAAGCUUCAAGAGAUAAGAUAUUAACACAACCACAAGUAGAUUGGAUCGAAUUGUAAAAAUUGAUUGUUCAUGCUAAUCCAAACUUGGCUAUGUUUUUUAGUCCUGAGAAUCCGUUUAGAGCCAAAGUGUUUAUCAUUAUUAAACAUCGGUACUUUGAUCCAACUAUUCUAAUGAUUAUUGUAUGCAAUAUAGUAACUAUGGGGUUAUCUCAAGAUGAUUCUCCAUUGCCUAUGAUAGUAUAUUGCAAUCUCUUAAUACUGCAUUCACUUUUGUAUUCAUCACUGAAGCACUCCUGA
Messenger RNA from Paramecium tetraurelia, 5379 nucleotides. RefSeq lists its product as uncharacterized. Gene Ontology annotation, cellular component: membrane; voltage-gated calcium channel complex. Gene Ontology annotation, molecular function: high voltage-gated calcium channel activity. The record is from RefSeq and is a predicted model, not a curated record. NCBI's taxonomy places the organism in Eukaryota, Ciliophora, Oligohymenophorea, Peniculida, Parameciidae. The transcript is spliced from 5 exons. Gene Ontology annotation, biological process: calcium ion import across plasma membrane.